AUGUUCGCAGAUUACAGCGAUGCUGUUGGCGAUGCCGACGCUCCCUCACUCAUCUACCUGAGCGAGCCUCUGCCGUUCUCAGUCAAGCAGCUGGGACUCUCCCACGCCGCCUCUCCCCUCAACGCCGCAGCGGCAACACCGGCGGCGGCGCCGUCUGCAUCGCCGUCGUUUCGCGUGCGUGCGAUGCACCUCGACGACGUCGCUGAGGACGUCAUCCUCGUCUGCGAGGACAGCAUCACCCUAUGUGUGCCGUUAACUUGGAGCGCUGCUGCAGCGGCUCCAGCUAGCUUGGAAAGAUCGUCAAAGUCGGAGAAAGACAAGAUCGAGGCUGCUCAUGGCUACGCCGCUUGUUUAGCCCAAGAUGCAGCAUCGACUACUGCGAUGCACCAUCGAAACUGCUCGCCGCAUGCGCGUGGUGCACUUCUCUGCUUGCCUUCUCGCCACGCCCCGCCAGCACCACAUUCUUCCACGCACACUGCCAGUGCCGAAGCGGCUGCGGCGUGCCUACGCAUGGCGAAUCCUUCACAGGUGUGGACGGCCCCUCUCUCUGCCUCCUGCUGCACCACAGGAUCCACCAGCGGGCUCUGCCUACCGCGGCGUCUGCCCAUGCCGCACGAGGAGCUCCGUCGCUCGGCGUCGGUGCUGAUGGCUGUGCCGCUACCGCCACCAGCGGCACUGUCGUCGCCUGCUUCUUCGACCGGCCGCAGCGAGACACCAGGGCUGACAUCGGGGCCGUUGGCUGUCUCUGGUUAUGGUACACUCACCGCGCCUCCGCCGGUCAUGGCAGUCUACAUCAUGGAGUGCCCCGUGCUGCAUGAAGGUGUGGACUGCAUAGCGGCAUCGGCUGUUCCGCUCGCUCGUCCACUCGCGAAGGUUGUAUGCUCCCCCAACACGCUGCGCUUCCGCGAAGCGUGGUACCCGAUGCAGUUCUUCUGCUGGUGCGACCGCAGUAGGGCUCCGGCUGCUGCCUCGGCGACGACGACAGCGGCAGCGUACGUUGACCACCACCUCCUCUGCGUCUCCUCGAUUGCUGUCGACCUUGUACAGGUGCGCUGCCGGGUCAGCCCCGCACUCGCAUCUCAGCCGCCUCAGCCCCCGCAAGCGUCCACGAAGCCCUCACCUCUGCUCUUGUUUGGGGGUGGUGGCACACAGGAGGACGGGCACAUCCCGCUUGCCUCUCCGGUGAAUGCGGCGACAGUGGCUUCAAUGACCUCUUCAUCAUCCAUGGCGUCUUCUGCUACCACCGGCGGCGUGUGCGAUGGGGCCGCGCUGGUGUCCAUAAGCGUGCUGCAGCGCUACGUCACACGCUCGGACUGGUGCACCUACGAUGCACGAAGCCGUGUGCUGCUGAGCCUUAACCACGCUCGCCCGUCGGUGGUGAAGCCGAUCAAGGUGUAUGUGGGGCGAAGGGCGUCUUCGGUGGACCGCGAACCGAGAGCAAAGUCUAGCAGGGCAACUGAUGCAAGUUCUGUGCGACUGGAGCUGCGCACGUUGACUGAGUUGACAUUACCAGAGAGCCCCUGCGCUACUCUCCAUAUGCACUGCGGCGCGGGACACGGCACUGCCGCUGGCGCUGCGGCCGUUUCGUUGUCGGAGCUGCCGCUGCCGCUUCUCCGGUGCCCGCACGUGUCGCACCAGCUCUCCUCGGUGCUGGGCGUGCUGACGAUCUACGGGCAAUCUUUCGUAUACCACGUGUCCUCCGGCCGCAGCACCAUCGGGGGCCAACAGGAUCCGGUGAUGGACUUGUACAUGCACGUCCCCUCCAGAGAGCACGGGUGCCAGCCCUUGUCCGGUGUGUCGCAGACGGGGAGGGCACUGAGUAGCGGAGUUGCCUGUGCUGGCGCGUCAGCGUCGGCUGCUGAAGCAGCGCAUAGCGACUCACUCUUGAGUCGGCUUACGGCGGCGGCGUCGUUCGCCGCGGCCUCUGCGCCGCCGCCCAAGUUGUGUAGCGGCGUGUUUGUUCAUGCUGCACGGCUGUCCUUGACUGCGGUGAUCUCGUGUGCGUCUCACGACUCUCAAGCGUCUGUGCAAGACCCGCGGUCGGGUGCCGUAGGGGCUCACGUGCUUGCCGCGCCGUUGCCGCAGCUGCCGGGCUCAGUCCCCUUCUGCGUACAGGUGGUGGACAACCUCAUCGUGAUUCACUCUCCAGACACGGCACGGUCGGCCGUGUACGAUCUGGCAGACUGCGGCAGCAGCAGCGUGUCUCGUAUGAGUGCCGCUACCGCUUCUCGCAACGCAAGGAAGAGCAUGCCGGCGCGGAGCUAUGUGUGGAAGGCGGUGACCUCAGGCACCCUUGGCGCGGGGGUGCGGGCGCGUAAGCCUGCCGCUGCUUCAGCGCACUAUUCUUCUGAGCCGGCUCCUUCGUUGGGAGCUGGAGGGGGUGCGACUUCGGGCUCACAGGGGAUGGCAAGCAGCGGUUUUGGUCGCUCCCAGCUCUCUCGGCCGCACCACCACAGCGGCAGCAGCAUCACUGGCGACGUCGACGACGCCUCUGCAUCAACGUCGUGCACACCGCUGCUACUGUCACCAACAACGUCCCAUCCGCCAGCUGCCACCUCUAGCGUCGCGCAGGCCGCCGCCGCCGCCGAGUCACUCGCGGCUGAGCACCAGCGCCAGCGCGACCGCUCGCGCCGUAGGAAAGUGACAUGGCAGCACCGAGCUCCAUCGGCCGGCUUUACAUCUAUGCUGUCCGUGUUGAGCAGCGCAAUGCUAGCGAUGACCGCGUUGGAUCCUACCACCGACGCUGCCGCUGCUUCACCUGCCGUGCCGUUGAUGUACCCGCUGUACUGCUGCGGUGCUGUUGCAGCGGUGGAGGGUUGUGAAGAGGGAGAUGCAGGCGGCGGCGGAGGUGCACCGAGGGACAGUGAGCCGGUCGUCUACAGCGACUAUCAGUGGCUGGCGGGCCUGCGGCUACCCCUGGUGAUGAAGGCGUCGGACGGAACGCUGCGCGUGUGCCGUGUAGACGCUGCGCGGGUGGCGGCGUGGCGUCUGCUUGUGGGCUCAAGCCACGAGAGCGACCGCGCCGGCCAGGAUCCUUGCCCGCCGCAGCAGGAGCAGGGCCUGGAUGUAAACACCUGGAAUGGUGAAGCAGCGGCUGGGUUUGUCCGCACCUAUGUGAGCUUCCUGUGUCGGCGCCAUCAGGUGUUUUCGGCUCGCUCGGCCAACGGCCGCAGCACCAGCAGCGUGCACGCUCUUGUCGGCCUUCUAGCUGAGCUCACCGUCCAGGCGGUGGGGUUGGAGGGCGAUGACGGCGACGGCAACGGUGCUGGAGUGUCCCAGACGGGCCCAGCUGAGUACUCAAAGGUGGAUGCGUUGCGACAUUUUCUGUGGAUGGCCACAGCAUCGACACCGGACGUCGGAGGCGAGCAGUUGUACACUCUAUGGACGUGCAUGCUGGAGAACCUCACACUCGAAACCGCGUUUUCUGCCCGCUGCGUCGCGGUGGAGCGAGAGCGCUCUUUGGCCCUCGCAGGAGGGGUCGGCGGCGCCGAUGCUGCGCGUGCAGCCAGCUCUGAGGCAUCUGGUGAGCUCCUCAUCAGCUCUGCUGAGCUGCAGCAGCUCAUUUUACAGAAGGUGUUUGAUCCUACUUGGGCAGCCAUUCAGUCCUCUUUGCUGUGCCACCCCCAGCAGCAGCAGCAGCAGCAACAGCCGCAGAGGCGGCGCCAACUCGAGGGUCUCCUCUGCGAUUAUGUGCGGCUCCUGCACAGCGCCGCCAUUCCAGUGGAGCCGCCACUUCAGCACUUGCUUCUCGAGAUGGUUCUUAGCGACGUGGGAGACAUUCCAGCGAGCCCGUUUAUGUCUUCUCGAUCGCCAUCUGUCUGCAGCGCUGCACGUCGUGUCCAGGAGCUGCUGCGACAAGGGGUACUGGAGCGAAACGAGGCCACGGCGCGCUGGCUGCUGGAUUGGUGGGGCGCAUCUCAGGAGGUAAGAGCAUCGAUGCGGCGCAUCGACACAGCUGAUACGAGUGCGCGUCGUUUCAACGCGGGCGAGCCCUCAGCGAAGUGCCGCGCUGAGCCGUCGGGUGCAGUGGCCUCUGCUCCCACAUCCCCGGCCGCGGCGACGCCAACGGCACAGCAAUGCGACGAUGUGUCGUUCUCUCCCUUCUGCCCCGCUGAAGACGCGGAGGAGACGGAGAUUCUCUUCGGGGAGGCGGUGCGUCUUCUUGAGGCGCACGGCUUCUUACUGGAGGUCGCGGAGGCGUACAGCUGUCGCUCCCACUUCACCGCUGCGGCAGCGGUGUUGCAGCGUGUUCCAGAGCAGAGCAAGCUCGCUGAGGUGCCCGUGGUUGCACCAUCGCCGGUGCUGUCGCACCAUCGGCGAACACGCGUGCUGUCGUGGGACUCCCUAGUCCUCUCCGUGCUGGAUGGCGCGUGGCGGUGUGUGUGUUGUGCGGAGGAGGCGCUCUUCUCCAACGCAGGCGGUGCCCUCGUCGCAUCCCAGCACCAGGUUACCGCAUUGGAUUUCGCCUCGAACCCACUGAAGUCUUGGCGAACGCGCUCGCUGGAGCGACAAGUUCAAGCCGCGCAUCGUGUGUACAUCACCGUGGCAAGGAGACUGCUGGUAAAGCCGACGGCCAGCGCGUUGCCGCCUUCGUCAGCAAGCAAGGCAGCGCAUCCCAGCCAGGGCUCCCUCGCUGCGACCACUUCGCCUGAUGUCGACGGUCGUUUCCACGUGCACGCGAUACACUACGAGCGGCUGCUUCGCCAGAUGGAGCAGGGCUGGCACGAGCUAAAGCAGCGCGGCGGAGCAUGA
Leishmania major strain Friedlin is the source of this 4752-nucleotide messenger RNA. RefSeq lists its product as hypothetical. The coding region runs from base 1 to 4752 and encodes 1583 amino acids. The transcript has a single exon. The record is from RefSeq and is a predicted model, not a curated record. Gene Ontology annotation, cellular component: late endosome membrane; Mon1-Ccz1 complex; lysosomal membrane. Lineage: Eukaryota; Euglenozoa; Kinetoplastea; Trypanosomatida; Trypanosomatidae. Gene Ontology annotation, biological process: regulation of autophagy.